AUGCACUACCCUCCUCCACAGCAAUGGGCUCAACAUCCCGGUUACGGACAACAACAACAACAGCAGAUGCCAGCGCAUCACGGGCAACAGCAGCAACAAGGACAACAGCCACCUUCGAGUGGGCAAUCGACUGUGCUAGAAGCGCUCAUCAAUCAGCCACAAUAUCCGUCGGCUCCUCAUCAGGCAUGGUUUCGUGUGAGUCGUCAUCCUCAAAUGAUGAUGAGUGGUCCAAAUCCGCAAAUGGGAGCUGCAGGACAUGUGGCUGGAUCCAUGGAAUCACAACAUGACCAGCAACAGGUCUACAAUCAAAAACUGCGGAUGUUAAGACCGUACUGCGAGAAUCUCAAAUUGCGGGCUCAACAGUGCCGCAUGGAGGGCAAUAUGGAGGCCGCCCAGAAACUCGAGACAAUGCUCGGCGUGUUGGAAGGCAGGCGUGUCGUCAGCCUAGAGUACCUAUUGAAUCUCGAGAAUUGGAUUCAUAAAAAAGCUGACUUCUUGGCGGCAACCACGCAUAAUCCUCAUGCGGCGGCUAUGCAGAAUGGCCAUAUGGGUAUGGCUGGGCAAGGAAUGGUCGACGGGAUCAACGCAGUCCUGAAUGCGCCUUCUGAUCACCAUCCGGGCACGAUGUACGGCGGUCCGCAAGGAGGCUAUCCACCUCCACCAAUGCAUCAAGGCAACUAUCCAGCCAUGCAUCCGCAACAGAUGUGGCCACCUCAACAUAUGCAGCAAGGGAUGAUGAUGGGACCUCCGAUGAAUCAAUCCGCAGGUGGUGGUCCAAUGCAGACAUAUAGGGAAUCUCCAGUUGAGCAUCAUCGACCAUAUCCUGCUAUGCGACCACAAAUGCGACCUCCACCCGUUCUCCAGUCUAUGCAACAACAAAUGGAUCCCUCACGAAUGGGAGGCAGUUCCAUGGAUGCCAUGAUGAGCACGCCUCCAACGCCAGUAGGACUAGCUUCAAGCCAAGGUGCAAGAGGACCAUUGCCGCUCCCUUCGGGUCCUGCGACGUCAACUUCAACGACAAAUGUUAGUGGAUCUGGCGGAGGCAACGGAAGCGCUGGAAGUGCUGGAUCAGCCGAACAACCUGGUGUUGACGACCUCUAUAAUAUGGAUGACUUCCUCCCUACUCCCUUAGAAGCCGUCGGCAACAUGCAACCGCCAGGGAACAAGCCGUCGCUUCCCGAGGCAGCUCGACGCGAGUUGUCACAGUUGUCGGAUAGAUUCGAGUUUGAUAACAACACCGAAGGUUAUCAUGAUCCCCUCUCGGCUUUGGUGAAGUGCAAAAUAAAGGGUCAGCAGGUUCCGGCUCUCCGACUAGUCAUUCCACUGUCAUACCCAGCCGCUUCGGUGACGGUACAUCGAGCAGCGAUUGACUUAGAUGCGUUCUUUUACGACGACCUGCAGAACGUGGUUCACGAUCGGCUUGCACGUCCCGGUUUGCACUCAGUGACAGAUUUCCUCAAUACUUGGGAGAGCACAGUGCGCCAGUACACUUCUAAUCAGAACAACGUGAACACGACGAUAUCGCCGUUUGAGGAACUCUUCCAAAACUACGACAAUAUCAUCACCUAG
Molecule: messenger RNA, 1569 nt
Organism: Ostertagia ostertagi
Lineage: Eukaryota; Metazoa; Nematoda; Chromadorea; Rhabditida; Trichostrongylidae
Source: the annotation of a GenBank genome assembly